AAACGUUACGUUUAUUUAGUCAUGUACCGACGCUUGAAGUGUCAAUAGUUGAUUUACCCAUAAUCGAAUCGAUUUCUACGAAACGGAAUCUGCACCGUAAAGGUCACUCCGUUUUAUUGUUCGUUUGGCUAUUGAAAGGUGCAUUACACAUAAGAAAUGAAAGGUGCUCUCCAUCUCCUGAGAGUAACAAAACUGCAGUACCAUUAUUUGCAUCAUCCCGAGCAUCUUCCGGAACAACAUAUAGACCGACAUAAAUAGAUACUUCUGUUGGACGGAAGUAAAUAACAGAAGAUCAUGCUACGAAUUUUUAAAAUUGUUGUUUUUAUGAUGAUGCAGGAAAUCACAUCUCUCGUUAUCUUGCAAAGUAUCGCAACAAAAGACCCCAUUACCAACGAGACAAUGUACGCUGACUAUCCGUACCUUCGGGAGCUGAACAUGAGUCAUCAAAGGAACUUCGAAUUUCCCAACAAGAAGGUUUUGCUGAUUCACCACCGCCUUUCGGCGUUCAUUUGCAAUAACUGUGGAGUGAAUUCCAUCUACAACGAAACUUUUUCGAAACUGCCACAUCUUACGUUGAUAGAGCUGAAAAAUAAUUUCAUGGAAUACGUACACCCCGACGCUUUCAUGCAUAAUACCCGACUGGAUAAAAUUGAUUUUUCCGGAAACAAACUGGUCACAUUGAACCCGGAGGCUACCCUGCGACAUAUUUCAUCCUUAUCAAUAGUGAAUUUCAGUCAAAAUCCGCGGAUGGACAUAAACCUAGUGAAACUGGCAAGCGACAGACUAAUGAUCUUGAGCUGCAACUAUUGUGCAACGACCUUCCUGGAUCGAAACACGUUCGCUGACAUGCCGAGAAUUUCCCAGAUCAACUUGAAGGAGAACUCAAUUGAGCAUAUCUUCUAUGAUGCACUAGAGUCAUUGCAGAAUGUGAAAACUUUGACCAUCGAUGGAAAUCGCAAUCUGAAAAUCUUGAGCCUUGCGUCCAAAACACUGAAAAGGCUGAGCGCCGAGAACUGUGCUCUGGAAGGGACGCUACAGACUUCAAAUUUGCCCGCCCUGAGUAGCGUCAACGUGCGAGGGAACCAACUGACACAUAUUGACGAAAUCGGACUCGUGACACACCAGAGAAUUACCAGUUUGCUACUGGAUGAUAAUAAACUCGAGAAAAUUCCGGACAAACUUAUAAAGAUGCCAGAAUUGCAGCGCUUGUGCCUGGAUCGAAAUCUGCUCCAGCCAUACAAGCAUACCCAGGAAACUCUGGCGGUUUAUAAAAUGAGGGCUUUACGCCAGAACUGCACCCAAAGUGACGAUUUUUCUCACUACUUUGAAUACCAUCUUCCGAGUGACAAUGGUACUGCCGUGUAUAGGAAGAAACCGGUGCACAGUGUUGCCAACAAUGGUUCCACGAUUGAUCUGUCUGGAAGGAAUAUUGUUUUUAUUGAAUAUGAUUACCUCAUCGACUAUGAGGGGGUGAAAAAACUAAAUUUCAAUAACAAUUAUAGGUUUGAUUUCAAGGAGUCGAUGAUUUUUCUCGAAAGCCGUACGAUCGAAGAUCUUUUAAUGAUAAACUGUGCAAUCACUGCCCUCUACCAUACUACUUUUGAAAAACUCCCAAACCUAAAAUCGGUACAUCUUCAAGGCAAACAUAACCCUCAAUUAACCUACAUCAAUUUAGCCAGAAAUGAGCUUCGUUUUAUAUCGGAUACGGUAUUCCAAGACUUGCCCAAGUUGCAGACACUCAUUCUGAAUGAAAACACAAAUCUGACCAACACUGUCAUGCCUAGUUUUCCUUACAGCAACUCAUUGCGUUACCUUAGCUGUGCAAACUGUUCUUUUGAACGACUGGACAGUCAGACAUUGAAGUUGUUGCCGAACUUGCGCACGUUGAACCUUCAGAAAAAUCCCCUGAACUCCUUUGACAUUGAUCUGCUAGACCGAGUGGAAACCUUUUGUGUGGAGGACACACUUCUCGAUGGUGCAUUUUUGAAUGAACUUGAAAGUCAGAUUCCAGUAGUAACCAAGCUGGAGCACCUUUGUGAAGAGCAUAGGCUUUCGGAGCGGUUGAGUAGAAACUAUGAAAGCAAAUCGUUUUCGUCGAUGACGAAGAUGAUCCACGAGAGUAACCUAUUAGAAUGGGCUUCUCAGGUAUCAGCAGAAUCGGGGACCAGCCUCAAAACGCCAUUGUUGGUGAUGUUUUUGGGGCUUGCAUGCCUUUGUUGUGUCGUUAUGCUGUCUGUACUAGCGUACGCAGCCUUUUCUUCUUCCUCACACAAUUUUCCUAACAAAAUCAAGGUACUUCGUUUGCUCGGGCUUGAUUUACAGGAGUAAGAAAAAGGAAAAUGCUGCGUACACUAGCGACUGUGUGGACACAUCUUGUUUUUUUUUCGUGCAACUGUAAACAAUUUUAUUCAUUAAACUGUCUUCUUUCUUAAUUCAAUUAAAUUUAAA
Messenger RNA from Aedes albopictus (Asian tiger mosquito), 2448 nucleotides. Its product is annotated as leucine-rich repeat and death domain-containing protein 1. The transcript is spliced from 2 exons. The coding region runs from base 295 to 2328 and encodes 677 amino acids. Gene Ontology annotation, molecular function: protein binding. The record is from RefSeq and is a predicted model, not a curated record. Gene Ontology annotation, cellular component: plasma membrane. NCBI's taxonomy places the organism in Eukaryota, Metazoa, Arthropoda, Insecta, Diptera, Culicidae.